This is a messenger RNA of Strongylus vulgaris, 120 nucleotides long. The record is from the annotation of a GenBank genome assembly. Lineage: Eukaryota; Metazoa; Nematoda; Chromadorea; Rhabditida; Strongylidae.
GUGUGUGGUCCAUAACAGCGCGAACAUGCGACGUAGCCGCUACCUUUGGCUUGGAACUGAUAGCGCGACCAGUUAAUGCGUCUUUCGCGCAAAAGGCAGCGGACCAUGCAUUAGUUGCGG